Molecule: messenger RNA, 1637 nt
Organism: Habropoda laboriosa
Lineage: Eukaryota; Metazoa; Arthropoda; Insecta; Hymenoptera; Apidae
Gene: CrebA
Product: cyclic AMP response element-binding protein A
Exons: 7
Coding region: 242-1570 (442 amino acids)
Biological process (GO): regulation of transcription by RNA polymerase II
Molecular function (GO): DNA-binding transcription factor activity, RNA polymerase II-specific; cAMP response element binding
Source: RefSeq, a predicted model, not a curated record
GAUAUUCCCCGGUUCACACGGGGUGAUUUCUCCUGAUACCGUAUGAAACGUGUCUCUCUUGAAUUUUUUUCUUCGUGAACGUAUCGGUCUGCCGGGUAUCCUUGGAAGACAAUGGAUCCUCGAGGAGAGAUCGUGUCCGUGCACUUCUGAUACCUUUUUUCAUCCUCCAUGGGCAGACUGUACGACGAUCCAUUGACUGGUAACGGAACGGCACUAGGAACGAUCGAGGAAGCUUAGGAUCAUGGAAUUCUACGACGUGGGAAGCAGCGACCUUAGGGAACUGUGGGAGUCCUAUCUCUCAGAACCGGCCCUCGGCCAGGACGUUCUGAUGGGGACCAAGGAAGAAGAAUGGGGCAAUGCGUUGAGCAUACGAGACAAAUCUUCGAUGGGAGUGGUGUUGAGGGAUCGUUUGAUGACGGAUGCCGCCCUCGGAGGUCCACGACCGAUCAAGUCCGAGCACAAUUACAGUCUGUUGGCGUCGAGUCCUCCACCGAGCCCCGCGACACCCGGUGCCAACCCUCAUACACCUAAUUCUGGCUCGUCCGCCGACAGGGUUGGCGCCUCCCUCUCCACCACCAGUUCCUCCAUCGAUUCUACUAACCUGGAUCACCAUAAAUCGUUGGAUAUUCGGAGCAGAAUCGACGAUAUGGAGGAGGAGUGUUUCCCAGCGAUCUCGAUGAACACCGCGUCAGGCCGCGACGAAUUGUCCUCGUCGUCGUCGACGUCGUCUACCUCAACAAUUAUCCUAAAGAGAAGCAACAACUUAGUACCUGAAGACGUGGGGUGCGCCGAGAUCAAAGGGGAACCGCUCAGCGCGCCGAAUAGUCCAUCGGAAUCCUGUCAUACGACGAUAGUCGACGACAAGAACACGAUAACCAUGGUGUUUCCACAGACUUUUCAUUUCUCGAAGAGCCACAUGGCGCAGGACAGCGACAGCGAGGAGGAUGACGAGGAAUAUUAUCAGGGUAUGGAGGUGGAGGAGUAUAACGAGGAGGCAGGCGACGAGAAGCAGGCGGAUCUGCGCGCGUCCAGGCAGGGCUUGCCGCCGACGCCGCCGAGCAGCGCGAGCUCCGACAGCGAGGGCACCGCUUCCGCUUCCUGCUCGCCGGAACGCCGAGAUUCCCAGAGCUCCGCGCACGCACAGAAUCUCAGGGGCUUGUUGGCGCCCAGGCUGUACGUCACGAACGCCACGCACACCACCAGACAACCGAUCCACACACCCUUGAUUUCCUGUCAACCGAAAGGGUCGACGGGAGUGUUAACGCUGACGGAAGAAGAGAAGAGGACACUGAUCGCGGAGGGUUACCCCGUGCCCACCAAACUACCGUUGACGAAACAGGAGGAGAAAUCCCUGAAGAAGGUUCGCAGGAAAAUUAAAAACAAGAUAUCAGCACAAGAGUCUCGACGGAAGAAAAAAGAGUACAUGGACGGCCUUGAGAGACGUGUGACCAUGUUAACAAACGAAAACUCCUCCUACAGGGACAGGUUAACCGCCCUGGAAGACACGAAUCGCGAGCUCUUAAAGGAACUUCAACGUCUUCAAGCUCUUCUUCAGCUGCAAAACUCCUAGAUCUUAACGUUCCCCGAGAAAAUAAACGAAACAAGAAAGAAACGUACGACGUUUUGAUACAUUUAAC